Cooperia oncophora is the source of this 960-nucleotide messenger RNA. NCBI's taxonomy places the organism in Eukaryota, Metazoa, Nematoda, Chromadorea, Rhabditida, Trichostrongylidae. The record is from the annotation of a GenBank genome assembly.
AUGCGACUUCCUUCUUUGAACUUCAGUAGGAACUUUGCUACUGCAUCCAUAAAGAACAAACUAUUCAAAGUUGUUGAAGUAGGAGCCAGAGACGGUUUACAAAAUGAAAAGCAAAUCAUCAGUGCUGAGGAUAAAGUGGCUCUUAUCAACAGACUGAGCGAAUGUGGUCUAAUGAGUAUUGAGGCGACUAGCUUUGUGUCGCCUAAAUGGGUUCCGCAAAUGGCCGAUCACCAAGAAGUGAUCAAGAAAAUCAGAAAAUUCCCCGGUGUUUCAUAUCCUGUACUCGUUCCGAAUCUCGCAGGCUUGAAUAAUGUGUUAACAAAUGGACACGUCAAGGAGAUUGCUGUGUUCACCGCGGCUUCUGACACUUUCUCAAUGAGAAACGUGAACUCCAAUGUUAAAGACAGCCUUCGAAAACUUCAAGACGUUACAAAGGCGGCCUUAAAGGAGGGAUUAAAAGUCAGAGGGUACGUAUCAUGCGUAGUUGGGUGCCCCUAUGAAGGUAAAGUCGACAGUGCUGUUGUAGCGAACGUAACGGACGCUCUAUUAGAGGCUGGUUGUUAUGAAGUAUCGCUGGGUGACACGAUCGGUGUUGGAAGCGCUGGCUCUGUCACCAAGUUGCUCGAAACUGUUUUGAAAACCGCUCCUGUUGAAAAAAUAGCAGUUCACUUCCAUGACACCUAUGGUCAAGCACUGGCAAAUGUCGUCAUAGCCAUUGAGCAUGGUAUUCGUGUUGCUGAUUCAUCGAUAGCUGGCCUUGGAGGAUGCCCUUAUGCCAAAGGUGCCACUGGGAAUAUCGCUACGGAGGACUUGGUUUAUAUGUUGCACGACAUGGGCUUCGAAACCGGAGUAGACCUGGACAAACUGGUCGAGGCAUCCAUCUGGAUUUGCUCCAAGAUGGGCCGUCCGAACGCCUCUCGUGUGGCAACAGCUAUCGCUGCAAAACGUAUGAGUGGAUGA